AUUAGGUAAGGCCAUUAGUGUCCUGUGGAUUAUUGUAAUCCAGCCUCUCUUUCACUGCUUGCUUGGUUGCUCAGUCUACAUUUGGUGACGUCUGGUUUGGAGCAGGUUGGACGAUGGCUCUUUACGUGCAGCGUUUCGCACUCGCCCUGCUUCUUCUGGGAGCUAAUGUGUUCAUCAGCAUUCACGCUCAAGAGGCGGCAGUGUCUGAAGCAUGGACUGCCAGGUCCUGCAAAUGUGAUUGUGAAGGAGGUGAAUCUCCGACUGAGUUUUCCUCCAUUAGGGCCGGCUCUUCCAAGGUACGAGGUGUGGACUGCAUGCCAGAGUGUCCAUACCACAAGCCUCUGGGCUUCGAGGCCGGAUCAGUGAGUCCGGACCAGAUCACCUGCUCCAACCAGGACCAGUACACCGGCUGGUUCUCCUCCUGGGUCCCCAGCAAGGCCCGGCUCAACAGUGAGGGCUUUGGGUGUGCUUGGCUCUCUAAGUUUCAGGACAACAGUCAGUGGGUGCAGAUCGACCUGAUGGAGGUGAAGGUGGUGUCAGGGAUCCUCACCCAGGGCCGCUGUGAUGCUGAUGAGUGGGUCACCAAGUACAGCGUCCAAUACCGCACAGACGAAAAGCUCAACUGGAUCUAUUACAAAGACCAGACUGGAAACAACAGGGUGUUUUACGGAAACUCUGACCGCUCUUCGUCUGUGCAGAACCUCCUGCGGCCGCCUAUCGUAGCGCGCUAUGUCCGCAUCAUCCCCCUCGGGUGGCACACACGCAUCGCUCUGCGCCUGGAGCUGCUGCUCUGCAUGGACAAAUGCAAAUAAACCUCUCCCCCCGCCAUCCCCGAGGCCUUCUCCCAAAACCUCAUCUCAUCCUAAUUCCCGCCAUCGUCUGAGUGUGUGGUCUGUCAUUAUAUUCACAGAUUUUGCCCCCUCCAGCUAAAUGUAUAAAACCACAAAUUGAAGACAAAACCUUCUGAUUUAAAAAAUAAUUUGACUUAUGUGAUUUUAUUAAAUGUUCAUUUGAUGUGCUCAAAGAGCUUCCAUUCUCCCCUCUCUCCAUUGUCUGCGUUGUGCCAGCCUCUCACAUCAGGCUUUCAUUUGGUGCGUUCUCAAUAGAUUGUUCCAUUUGCAAAGAAAUGGCAUAAAUUCAAAGAAAUAAUCAGGCAUGAAGAGGGAGAGGCAGCGUUGCUAUGGAGGUGGUAUCCAACAGCUAGACACAAGCGCUUCCAAAAAUAUUUGUGUCUUCCUGUGAAAUCCUGUCUGUUUCUCCUGAUAUUCAACAGUAAACAGGGACCCUUCACUCUCUCCUCUGUAUAAUCCUUCAAAGAUAAGGCUGGUGAUAUUCUAAAUUUUUCUUACUGUCAACAAAUUCAACAUAAAAAACAAUGAAUUGAUAUAAGUAUUGUUUGUGUGGCCAAAGACGCAUUUAAUAUCUGUUUUAUUAUUCCCCAAAACUAUAAAUACAUAUAAAUGAGCCACACUGUUGCAUUUAUGGGACUAAACCAAAGAUUACUUUAGUCACAUUGAGUCAAUAACUAAUACAUUAUCCUGCUGCUCUAAGUACUCAAUGGCUAAAGUGAUCCGCAGCUGAACAUUGACUUUUGGGGAGACAAAAAUAAAGAAAUAUAAAGGAUAAAAUGAAGUUAACACAAUUGAGUUUGGUUUUACUGCCAGAGACAGAAUAAAAAGAAGCCAAAAAUAACACUUGAUUUGCUUCUGUUAGUGAGAUUUGUAGAACUGGCAUUUAUAAAGACAAAGACUUCAUACACGCCUGUGAUUUUGUUAUUCCUGUUUGUAAACGCAUUUUCACAUUCAUCCUUUUUCAGUGUGUUUGCGAUGUAAAGAUAGGGGGAUGAAUAAUGUGUUUGUGGUUAACUCCUGAUUUGUUUCUGUUACAUUUCAUUUUGUUUCCCAUGGGGCUUUGAGAACUCCUUAUUGCGUUGUAUUGACUCUGAAGAUGUUUUCUUAAUUGUAUCUUUCAACUAUUUCCUUGAUUAAAUUAACACUUGUUUCAUGUCUGUUCUGGUGUGGUGUCUGUACAAAACAAACAUAUGAGCCGUUCAAAAAUGUACAGUUGGCUUUUAUUAUGAGACCCUAUCAUUAAAGUAGAAUGGUCAGUAUAGAUACACUCUAUUAUUUCUAUUUACACCCUGUAAGUAGUGGGAAACAGCUAAAUGAAAAAAGAACGAAUGUUUCAGGAAACACAUUCAUAUUCAUGAACAAAAGGUUUUCUUCUCAUCUCAGUGGUCAGUGUAUGUGGCUUGCAUGGGGUUCACGUCUUCGUUUUCAUCUGAAGUGUUGAGUCAGAAAGCUAAUAUAAGGCUUCGGGUCACUGGCAAGGCAAGCUUUAUCAUCACAAUGUCCGAUUAAUAGUAGAGACGAACCCACUUCAGCAGUC
Molecule: messenger RNA, 2388 nt
Organism: Eleginops maclovinus (Patagonian blennie)
Lineage: Eukaryota; Metazoa; Chordata; Actinopteri; Perciformes; Eleginopidae
Gene: rs1a
Product: retinoschisin 1a
Exons: 6
Coding region: 114-812 (232 amino acids)
Source: RefSeq, a predicted model, not a curated record